Aspergillus ibericus CBS 121593 is the source of this 466-nucleotide messenger RNA. RefSeq names its product RraA family protein. The record is from RefSeq and is a predicted model, not a curated record. The transcript is spliced from 2 exons. NCBI's taxonomy places the organism in Eukaryota, Fungi, Ascomycota, Eurotiomycetes, Eurotiales, Aspergillaceae. The annotation marks the transcript as partial.
CCCCCAAAACACCCACUGGUCCGACCACACAACCCCCCACACAAUCCUCAUAAUCUCCCAACCCACCAACCAACACUGCGCCGUAGUCGGCGGCAUCAUGGCCCAACGAAUGAAACGCCGCAACGUCGCGGGGGUGGUUGUCUCCGGACGAGUGCGCGAUAUGGCCGAACUACGAGCUUCCGGGUUACCUAUCUGGGCGAAGGGCGUUUCGACGGUCGGGAGCGCGGCGGAGACGGUGACGGGGGGGUUUGGUGGGGGGGUGGAUUUUGGGGGGGUGGUGGUUAGGCCUGGCGAUAUCAUCUUCUGUGAUCCGGAGGAAGGGGUGGUGGCGAUUCCGAGGGAGUUGUUGGAUCGGGUGUUGGAGGUGAUGCCGAAGUUGGUGGCUAUGGAUGAGAGGGUCAAGGAGGGGGUUGCGCGGGGGAUGUCGGUGUUUGAGGCGUUUAGGGAGUUUAGGACCAAGAUUUAG